AUGGCGAGAAUUUUUGCACCUGGUAAUGGCCAACAACAAUCACAAGACCAACAGCAACAGCAGCAGUCACAAUCAGCACCCACAGUUUCAUUACAAGCUUUCACCAGUCAAAUGACAGGAAAUACGAUGGAAAACACAUUACAGAAUGCAAAAAUAGGUCAAGACAUGGAAGCUCUAUCAAAACCAUUACUUCAAGUUCCAAUUCCACCUCCAGUCAGACAAAGAUCAGUAUCUUCACCAAUGCCACAAACUCCACAGAUAAGUAUAACUGUUCCCAAUUACAGAAAUGGAUUACAUAGUCCCCAAGUCCCACCUCCGGUACCUCCAAGGUCUCCAUUAGGUAGAGGUCCCC
Hemisphaericaspora subhashii is the source of this 352-nucleotide messenger RNA. RefSeq lists its product as uncharacterized. Lineage: Eukaryota; Fungi; Ascomycota; Pichiomycetes; Serinales; Debaryomycetaceae. The annotation marks the transcript as partial. The transcript has a single exon. The record is from RefSeq and is a predicted model, not a curated record.